Messenger RNA from Klebsormidium nitens, 2319 nucleotides. The record is from the annotation of a GenBank genome assembly. Lineage: Eukaryota; Viridiplantae; Streptophyta; Klebsormidiophyceae; Klebsormidiales; Klebsormidiaceae.
UACAAUUCGACCACUUUCAGGAGCUCAGGGCUGAAAGCGCAAAAGAAAGCUUGCUUCUUUCGUUUGCAGAAACAAUAUGCAAGGAAACUGUAACUCGUUUCUGAGCCUGUUCACCUCAGAUGAGCAUUUGGUCCACCGCUCACAUGAUCAGAUUUCAACUCUGUGCUAGAUGGAUCCCAAGCAGAUUGUGACGACACUAAGCAAGACACCAAGCGAAGUUCACAAGGAGGCUGGCUUUAUUGCCUGCAUGUGCCCUGAGAGAACCACUGCGUCGGAUAGGGCACUGCAGAGCUGGCGGCGUUGAAUCAAAUUGGCAGAAUGCAGCGGGGCGGCAUCAGGCUAUGCCUGCUCCUCAUCACCGUCAUUGCAGCUUCUUUCAUACUAGAGCUGCCAAAGCAGCUUGCCAUCUUUUCCAGCAAACAUGGUUGCGCAGAUCUGCUCAACAGCUCAAUCACGCCCCUUCCAGGGGAAUACGAGCCACAAUGCAAUGAGACAGUAGAGAAGGUUGUAGAGAGAGUUGUGGAGGUGCCUGUUAUUAGAAUAGUGGAGAAAGAGGUGGAAAAGGUGGUUGAGAAAGAGGUGGAAAAGAUAGUUGAAAAGGAGGUUGAAAAGAUAGUUGAAAAGAUAGUUGAGAAGGAGGUUGAAAAGAUAGUUGAGAAGGAGGUGGAGAAGAUAGUGGAGAAAGUGGUCUACAGCAACCCGCCGGUGAAGGUUUUUGUCUAUGACUUGCCGAGCAAGUUUCACCAGGACUUCUACUCGCAUCCGGAUGCCACAGACACCCCACAUGCCGCGGAGUGGUGGAUCUACCAGGAUAUCAUCCAGGACCCUCUCGCCCGAGACAACUCCGUUUCAGUACGAGUGCAUUCACAUGAGGAGGCUGACGUCUUUCUAGUGCCGUUCCUGGCGUCGCAGUCCUUCAACUGCGACGAUGAAACCCAGUUCAUGCACAAGAACUUUCGAGACGUCUGUGGCAGCUUGUACAAAGUGGAUGAUGCGUUCCAGGUGGAGCUCCGGGAUUGGCUCGAGCAGCAGGAGCCGUGGCAGGCGUCCGGCGGCAUCGACCACGUGAUGCUGGCCGUUCAUCCGAUGGCGCUCAUGAGCAUGCUCAGCUCAUUUACCGCACAAUGUACCAACCUAGUGGUCGACUUCGGCUUCCGCUUUUCGUGGGAGGCGAGUCUGGAGAAGGACGUGGUUGUUCCUUAUUCACACCUGGCGGAACGGCUGCCAGAUGCGCUGGUGGAAACAGCCACCAGCGAAGCUUUUUUCGAGAACGUGGACACGCUGCUUUUCUUUGCGGGGAAUUUGCAGCGAGCGGGAAUGGGUCGAGUAAGAAACGCUCUGCAAGACGUUUUGAAAGACGAACCGGACGUUCGAAUACUGAGCGGGACCAAGGAGAAGUCGCUCGACUCAGCAGCGGUUGACGUCACUACGCAAGCCAUCAGGCGCUCCAAUUUUCUGCCUGGUGUGCAUUGUCCUGCUGGGGACACGCCGUCUUCCGCCCGGCUGUUCGAUGCGAUCGUCAACCUGUGCGUACCAGUGGUCGUCAGCGACGAUCUGGAGGUGCCCUUCGAAGACCAGCUGGACCUCAGCGAUGCGCUCAUCUUCGUGCGUGAAGCGGAUGCCGUCCAGCCGGGCCAUCUGACGGCUCUCCUGAGGGCCGUCUCCAACGAGGACCUACUGCGCAAGAAGAAGGCGCUCGCUCAGGUACGGGGCAGUUUCGAAUACGCCGACGCUUCGACAAGGAACGAUUCAGCACCGGCAAUGAUUUGGAGAGAGGUUGCGGCGCGGCUGCCGAUGAUGCGCCUGGGAAUGGCGAGACGCAACCGCGGGAUGACGCGCCGCGAGGCAGCGACGCACGACCGCCUGGAGCCGGGCCGGCGCUUCGAAGACGGGCGUUGAUCUUCAUCCUGCGAUAGUUGACAACCCCAAUGGCGAGCCUUUUGGCCGCCAUGUGCGGACACAAGUCUUCUUCUAAUCCAAACGUGUAAGAUGUAGUCUUACUUGCUGAAAAAGUAGGGAGACCCAAGGGUUACAGCAUGCGGCUGUACUGCGAUUUUGGCUCUAGGCUGGACGACAUAUGAAUGGUGUCUGGCCACAAAUAGACGGACAAGAUCGGAAGGAUACCCAACCCGGGCUGAUACCCUCCGGCCUAAUUCCGGCUUGUGUCGAAAGUCUUGAUUGUCGAGGACUCUAACACAAGCAGAUCAUGAGUAGACGUUGAAGGCAUGUUGAAGCACCGUUUAGGCGUACUGAGUGUCAUGUUCUGCCAAUCGCGCGCGGCGUUCUCGGUGUCUAUUAUCUCAACCGCCGGAUGCUGAG